Messenger RNA from Acanthochromis polyacanthus (spiny chromis), 4956 nucleotides. RefSeq names its product pleckstrin homology domain containing, family M (with RUN domain) member 1 (gene plekhm1). The record is from RefSeq and is a predicted model, not a curated record. Lineage: Eukaryota; Metazoa; Chordata; Actinopteri; Pomacentridae. The transcript is spliced from 12 exons. Bases 273 to 3704 code for a protein of 1143 amino acids.
AUCAACGGUUGGGACUGGUUCCCAUGAUGCAUCAGUGCUUACUUAGAGCGUAUCUCAUCGGACUAAAUGAUCAUUUUCUCUGAUAUUUUCUCCGUUUUUCGAUAUUUUAACAGAAGCCAUGGAGAGUGACUGUACGGAUUAACGAGCCUUCAACGUGCGGACACCGAGUUUAGGACGUUUUAAAGAAGACACGGCUGGUUUUUGUGACAUUAAUGGAAGUUAGCCGACCUGUUUCGCGUGCCAUGAGGGACUGAACCUUCCCAGGAGGCAACAUGUUAGCCACACAGACCCCAGAUAUGCCACCUGAGGCUACAGAUGUCAAACAGAUUAAGGAGAAGUUGGCUCAGUCCCUCAAAGCGCUGCAGAAGCGAUACGUGACGUCAGACGCUGUGGUCACCAGUGAAGAUGGAGACGCUAACCUCCUCUGCUGCGCCCUGGAGGCCAUCUUCAUCCACGGCAUCAAGGCCAAGUUCAUCCGCUCGGAGGCCGGAGGUCGAAAUAGGAAACCGGACAGAGGAGGCCUCCCUCAGCCUUUCUUCUGGAGCCUCCUGAAGACCGUCACCCACCGUGACGUGAUCACUGAGCUGGAGAAGAUCAGCUUCGUGGGCACCGAUGUGGGUCGCUGCCGGGCCUGGCUGCGUCUCGCCCUCAACCACGGCCUCCUGGAGUGCUACCUGGCGUCGCUGUUUCGGGAAGACUCCCAGCUUCGGGCCCACUACCAGCCCAGUGCCUUGCUGCUGAACGCUGAGGAGCGAGAGGUCCUGCUCAGCUACCUCCAGGGUCUGGCCUCCCUCACCUUCAGCCUGUCCUACAAGUCGGCCGUCCUCAACGAAUGGACCACCACGCCUCUGGCUCUGGCCGGACUCUGCCCGCUGUCCCAGGCCGACCUUCUGGACCUGCCUUUGAACGGAGGAGACCACUCCACCUCCAGGUCCGUGUGUAAGGAGGUCUGGGACACGGCGUCUCAGUCGUCGGGUUCUUCUGACGCGUUGGAUCUUCAGAGAGGAUGUCCGGUUUCGAUGGGGAGGAGCUCGGGUGUGUUUCAAUCAGACAGGACUGGGAUCCACUCGUCUAAUUUAAGCCUGGAUACCACCGGAUCAUCUCAGCUGUCCUCCAGCCUCAGCUCUGAUAGUCUUCUGCAGGGACAGGACCCUCGCAGCCCGACAGGAGAGCAGUGGUCCUCAUGUGACCUGGAAACGCCCAUUAAUGUCAGCAUCAGGAGGCCACAGAAAGACUUGCUGGCUGAUUUCCGGGAGAGCGGCCACUGCAGUCAGGACUCUAUGCGUGAAGACUCGUUCGUCUCCAGCUCCGGUCCUGAUCAGUUCUCUGAAAUCAUCUUCAGCGGGUCCGACAGCGAGAGCCAGGGUCCUCCUACACCGUCCCAGGACCCCGUGGACCAGCUCCCAAACUCAGACUCGGAGCCUCCACCAACAACCCCUGAGCUGCUGCCGUCUGAUGAGCCUCCUGAAGUCUGUAAUGGUUCCUCCUCAGACAUGCCGUCCUCAGAGCUGUCUUCAGAUGUGCUGUCCUCAGAUGUGCAGUCUUCAGACGUGCUGUCCUCAGAUGUGCAGUCUUCAGACGUGCUGUCCUCAGAUGUGCAGUCUUCAGACGUGCUGUCCUCAGAUGUGCAGUCUUCAGACGUGCUGUCCUCAGAUGUGCGGCCUUCAGACGUGCUGUCCUCAGAUGUGCAGUCUUCAGACAAGCUAUCCUCAGAGCUGUCUUCAGAGCUGUCCACAGACAAGCUGUCUUCAGUCAGUGAACCUGUGGAGGAAACACCACUAGCUGGGGUUCAGGACAUCCAGGAGGAGAAGCAAACUGAGAUUACGACCUCAGGAACUCCAGAACAUCAAAGUGUCCGUCGCUCUACAAGCAUCCUGAGCAGAAAACUGUCCUCAGACUCUCUGUCUCACUCUCACUCCUGGAUCUCUGAGGACGACAUCUACAAGCCUCACCUGGAAGAGGUUCCUGACAGCGAUGAAGUUCCUCCUGCCGCCCUCCCAGCUGAGACCGAAGCCCCCCAGUCUCCUCCCAGUGUGGUCCAUCGCAGACAGAUAGGUCUGUCCAACCCGUUCCGAGGUCUUCUGAAGCUGGGUCACCUGGAGCGUCGUGGUGCGAUGGGGAUCUGGAGGGAUUAUUACUGCGAGCUGUCUCCCUUUGAGUUCCGUCUCUAUCUGAACUCCGAAGAGAGAACGUGUUACGAUAACUGCUCUCUGCUGAGAUGUGAAGACGCUCGGAUCACGUCAUCCGAGGGACGCUUUGAGUUGGUGUUUCCCGGGAAGCGGGUUUCCCUCCGAGCGGCGAAUCGCGGUGAAGCCGAGGACUGGGUGGACCGGAUCGUGGAGGCCGUCAACAAAUGCCGACCGGCGCCUCGUACGGAUGAGCAGUGGGAAGUUCUGCAGCCCACCGGUGAGAACGGGGUUGAUGAUCGUCUGGUUUCUUCUCCGUCCUCGGCUCCUUCCAGCCCUGAGAAAGGACUGACUUCUUCUGACAUGAAUGGAGGACCGGAGACUCCUCCUCUGCAGGACGUGGACUGGACUCGGACCGCGGAUUUAGAAACAGACUCCAUCAAAGAAGCAGUUUUGUACUUGUCCAUAGAUCCUGAAGCUCAGACGUGGUCACCGCUGGUCUUCUCUCUCUCCUUGGAGGCCUUGAAGGGCUUCAGGGUUCAGGGUGGCAGAAAGCUGCUGCGGCUGACGUUUCCCAUCGAGGACGUCCGAGACAUCGUUCCUGACGUCUCUCUAGGAGGUCCGGCCUUCUUCAAGCUCCUGACCGUCAGGGAGACGCUCAGACUGCGAGCGGAGAACCAAGAGGAGGCUCGGUCCUGGAGGGCUUUGAUCCGAGGAGCUCUGGACUCGUACCUGGAGAGCGGAGAGGAAGGAGGUUCUGAUGGACCAACUGCAGCACGGUUAGGAUUAUCUGGAAACCUCCACAGACUGGUGCAGCACAGACUGAAGGAGGACGGAGCUCUUCUGGCUCAUUUGUGCACGGUUCCCUCAGAGAAAGGACUGGACGCACAGAACUUCAAAUGUGCAGGUUGUCCUCAGCAGAUCGGUCCGUCGCAGGGCAGAUCCAGGUUGUGUGAGUUCUCUGGUCAGUACUACUGCGAGUCCUGCCACAGCGGAGAAACCUCCAUCAUCCCGGCUCGCAUGGUGCACAACUGGGACCUCACACAGCGAGAGGUGUCUAAAAAGGCCGUCUGGCUGCUGGUCCAGGUCCAACACGAGCCUCUGCUGAACCUGGAGCAGCUGAACCCAGAGCUGGUCAAACAUUCGGAGUCCAUGUCUCAGAUCCACAAUCUGAGGGAGAGGCUCCGUCUGCUGGGAGACUACCUGCUCACCUGUCGCAGUGGAGCCAGCAAGAGUCUGCAGGCCAGAAUGGGGCAGAGAACCUACCUGAUGGAGUCCACUCACCUGUACAGCGUCAUGGAUCUACGACAGAUAGCGGAGGGCCAGUUUGCCACCUUCCUGCUCACUCUGCUGGACUUCGCCUCCAGCCAUGUGUUCCACUGUGAUCUGUGCACCCAGAGAGGAUUCAUCUGUCAGGUCUGCCACUCCAGCGACAUCAUCUUCCCCUUCCAGUUCGGCAGCACCACCCGGUGUAAAGACUGUAAAGCCGUGUUCCAUCUGUCCUGUAAAACCGCCGGGCUUCCUUGUCCUCGCUGCCAGCGGAUGAAGAAAUACCUGGAGAGAGACCUGCAGGACUGAAGAAUUUAGCUUUUUUUACACAAAGUCUAACCUCAAGUGCCAUUAGGAGGGAGAGCGGCUGCAGAUUUCAGCCUUCAGUACCGUAGAAACACAGCAGCCAAACGUUAGCCGCUUUAAUACCUCUGAGCUGUGGUUCGUUCUGUCCUCACGUCUGUAUGUUCCUCCGACCGUCACGUUUACCAGAAAAAGAUUCACGGUCUGCAAUCGGCCGUGCUUCCAUGGCAUGUUUUUGAAGUUUGGCAUCGGAGGAAGUUAAUAGAAACUGCUGAAAAAUAACAGCUCAAUUUACUCUUUCCAAAAUGAGCUUCAUGGGAGAUAGAAACGCCUUUUUUGAAUAUAAUUUGUCUUAAUAAUUUUGUUUUUGCCUCAAAAGAUUUAAACACAUCAUAACUGCUGAUAUGACAGAAAAAUUACAACUUUUUUCAUUAAAAAUAAUUCCUUAAAGACCUUUUUUUUUUAAAAAUCAUAGACCCCAGCUUUCUAAGGUUUUUCUUCUUUUUUGCAUUUUUUUUUUAGCCAGUUUGGUUGGUUUCUGUCUUCUUCUACUCUGUUCAUUCCGACCAUGUAGCCUUUAGCGCCACCUUCAGGCGCCGGGUUUCUUCACUCCAAAGCAACUUUGCAAACAUUUGCUUCUAACUUGCUCGAGGAUUUUCUGGAAACGCGACUUUUCAGCGCAAGUUUUCUUUCAUGCAAAAAUCCAGAAAACAGCACUUGAAAUGUUGGACUUUUUGGUUUUGAUUGUGCCUUCUGUUUGAUUUAAGCUUUAUUCUCAAAACACAUCAGAGACAGAAGAAAAAGUUUAUCUGGAUUUAGUGUAAAUAUGACGACUUUGUGGAAUGUUUCUCUGCUAAAAGAGCUUCAGAGAAUAAAAGAAUAUCAGUUUUGCUGCUGGUGUGUUGAGUCACACCGACGUAGAAUCAUUAACUGAAGGACAGAAAUAAUGAUUAUGUGGCUAAAAGAAGAUUUUUUUUGGGGGGGGGAAAUACGACACGAUUUGCACAUUUGCACUCAGCUAUGACUGUUAAAUUACAAAAUAAAAGGAGCUGAACGAAGCCACGGAUUGUUUCCAUUUAUCCACUUAAAGUAACUAAACAGUUUUUUAUUAUUUAGCUGAACGUGUGGAGAGAAUAAUCCAUGAAGGAGCUGAUUUUGAAAUAGCAGAACACAUAUCACUUCAGAAACUGCAGAACUGUUAUUCCUGGUUUGUAUUUAUUUCAUGUCUGUUUGUUGGAAUAAAUGUCCGUGUGUUGCA